Python bivittatus (Burmese python) is the source of this 3966-nucleotide messenger RNA. The record is from RefSeq and is a predicted model, not a curated record. Lineage: Eukaryota; Metazoa; Chordata; Lepidosauria; Squamata; Pythonidae.
UGGAGGCAGUUGGUGAGCGCUGAAGUCGGAGCGGCCAGAUCGUGCUGCUUUAGGCCACCCAAGCGCGCCGCGGGCGCACCCUUUUGCAUACUUACGUGGAGUCAUCCAUUCAACUCUAGGAGGAUUCAGGACAUGAAAUGUUGCCCCCCGCUUCCCCCUCCUUAUAUAACCAGACCCCGGAACUAGAUGCCUUGUCAGAUAGAGUGCUGACCAUCUUUUUAACUGGUUUAAAAGCAACUGAACAGAGAAAAUAUAUCCACGCUUCUAUAGCACGAUAUUGCUUAAAAGUCCCAAUUUGAAGAAGCAGCUAUUUCUCAAGACAGCAGUAAUAUCACUGAUGAGUUGGAAGCAGCAAAGGUAUUCCCAAUGGAGAACCAGAAUACUACAAAGGUACUUUCUGAGUGUUCUAAUACACAACGCAACUUGUAUUUGGGGCAUGGAAACUUGACCAAUAGUAUGAAGAAGAUGGACUCUCUCUUCACAAGAAGUUCAUCAGGUGCUCCAGUAGCAAAUGUGUGUACAAGCACUGUUAUCUCCGAGAGUGUGAACACUGUGAGAAGCACACUGAUGAACAAUCACUCUGGCACCAUGAAUGAUACAAAUGAUUUGACUUCUGCCAAGAGGAAAUCCGAAGUGAAAAUGAACAUUGAAAUUGCAAACAGCCAAGUGACACCGUCUAGAGACUUUUCUGACAGUACUGCAGCUGAUUAUGGAAUUACACCAGAGUUUUUUACAAAACAAUGCAAAGAGGAAUCCAAGAAUAUAUUAAAAAAAUUCAGACGACGGUCUACAAUUGGGGCACGAGGUUCUCCAGAAAAUAAUUCUCUCAUCCAAUAUAUUGCUCAACAAAGGAGAAUGAAGACACGAGAAACUUUGUUGCAAUCCAGUCCUUUUCAACAUCAGAACACGUUGCUGAAGGACAAAAUAGCUGCCUUCCAAUCUUCAUUUAAAUCCCUUGAAGAAACUGAAGAAAAAGCCAUCCAUAUUCACACUACUUCAAACACAAGACCGCAUGAGCCAUCAGAGUUGGGCCAGGCAUGGUCACUGGAGGAUAAGAAUAAUGUUUUUGAAGAAAACCUAAAUAAUAAAUUUAUGAAUGGAGAUGGUAUUUCAGCUGAUAUCCAGAUGCUUAGUACCAGAUUUCCAUCAUGGGAACCCCUUCUGUCUGGCACCAAUAUUAUGUCUAAGGCCAUUCUGGUCUCACCAGUGAAUACUGUGGAAUCUACAAGUGUGUCUUUGGCUGCUACUCCAAGUAUGGGCAUAUCGAAGAGUGAAUGUGGUCCCCAGUCUGUGAACAAAGAAUUAAGCAGAAAUGAUACGUCUCAACACAGCUGUAAGAAGGUUCGGUUUUCAGAAAAGCAGAGCUUGGAAAUCUUUGAUGAAAGCAAACCACCCAUCACCCCUGUGGAGAAAGGUCAUUUAUUUUCCAAUUCCCUACGUUCUGUUCUGAAGAAAACACCAGUCAAAAUCUUACCAGAAGGCUUGAAGGAUCUUCAAGGAUCAUCUGAGGAAGUAGCCACUCCAAUAUGUCCUGGGAUCUCUGACCUUGAAGAAAUAAAAAAUAAUUCUCCUGACCAUCUGGCUCCUUCAAUUAGAACUACUCGGACCUCUGCUAAAAGGAAGUGUGUAGUGAAAGCAGAAGAAAAGAAUCUUGCAACCAAAAUUGAAGCCAAGAAUCAGCCUGGCAAAUUCCAGAAAGCCAAAACUUCAACGAAAUCUAAAAAAGUCCCAGCCGCCCAACACAAAUUUACGGGGAAAAGGAAGAGGAGGGGGAAGAAGGAGCAGAAAGCAUUGUACGGGCAACGAGAGACAAUAUCGAAGAAACCUCUCUUGAGUCCGAUCCUGGAGGCAAUAGAAGAUGCCUCCUUUUUUUCCUCUCACCCAAACACACCAACUUUAAAUGUUUCUACCUCUGAUGAAUCUUUAAGUGACCUGCAUGCUAAAUUUAUCAGUGAAACUGCUGAAGACAAAAAGAGUCUACCACCUGCUAUAGAAGAGGACAGCCAUUGUCAGCAUUCCAGCCUGGAUCUUCAGGAAGAAGAUAGCAUGUCUAGUUCAUUCUUGCAGCUUCAAGACCUUGCUCUGAACAACAGAAAACAAUUGCUUCCGGGAUACUUGUCUGAAAAGAGCUCUCCUCAGAAAUUGAAGCGUUCUCUAAAUGGAAAUGGACAAGUGGUAGGAAGUGACUAUCUGUCAAGUGGGACAGAAAUGCAGCUGGAGGAGUUACUAAACAUGUGUGGAACUGGUAAAGAUAUCAAGGCUAAAGAAACUUCAUUUUUCAGUGUAGAUUUUGCAACAGAGCUAAUGAGUGAAAGCAAUCCGGUGAACUUUGAAAGUAUCCCAAGAAGCAACAGAAGAUUGACUGAAGACUUUCUGAAUACUGAGGACAUUCGGUCCAAAAGUCCUGGAAACAGUGCUGGUGUUGCUGGAGGAAAUCUGGGAGGCUUGCCACCUUGCUCUUGGACAGCAGAUGACGCUGCGCUUUUAAACCAUUUAUGCUCUGUUGAGGAAAACAGGAGUGUAACAAAAAGGGUGAGACGCAGCAUGAGGCUGCAGAAAGAUGCAGAAAGUGAGGGCCUUAACUGGAUUCAGAUCCCUGCUGAUGAUUUCCUAGGCCAAGUUCCUCUGGAGUCUGCCUGUAAAAUCCAAAAAAGGCUGUCAUCUUCCGGUCCUCAAGAAUCAAAGCAUGCUGUGAUUAGCACUUAUGGAUCAAGAAGAAGAAGGAGCUUAUGUGUACUGGAUGCUGAAAAAGAUCAGAGUGUCGCCUUCCACAUUCAGAGGAACAGAAGAGCCAGCCUGGGUUACAAAAGUGACCGCUGUCAUCGAAAGACUUCUGAAAUAAGAAAGUUCUUGAAGAAUCAACCUAUUCUUUAAAUUAAGGUUGAUGCUGUCUAAAAGAUGAAUGUGAAAGAUUUUGCUGCAGCCAUUCAUGUCGCACAGAGCUUUUAAUGUGGCCAUCAUUCAUAUGUAUUUUUUUUUUAAAUGUGUAGACCUUUGACUUCUUCCCUUUCCAUUUUUUUUUUUUCAGAAGGAAAUUGAGAGGAGUGGGUGAACUGAAAACAAAAAUGGAGAAAGGAAUGCCAGUAAAAUGGGUUCUACUCAGAAGUAAUUGGAAAUGUAUGAUUGCAUCUAGCUGACAAGGCUGAUCCACUGUAGGUUGGGUGGUUCUAAUUACUGACUGCUCGAUGGAGUUCUGCCAGAAAUGUGGAUAAGAGUCAAAACCAAACAUGUAUCACUGGAAAGGGGUCUCUAAACCUUUUGGACCAUGGACAUCAUUGAAGUACUAAAAUAAUAUCUUGGGUGCUACAACCUUUGGGUGGUAGACAAGGGCAGUCACAACAAGUUUUGUCGUCUUCCUUUCUCAAGGCAUGCAGCUGUGCAUGGGUUUUAUGCACCUAUAUGCGACAGGAGCGUUUCUAACACUUUUUAAAAAGUUUUGAUGUUCCCAGUUCAGAAGACUUUGGAAGGAUUUUUUAAAAAAUAGUUUCUGUAUAUUUUAGUUUUGUGGGUUAAGCAGUAAAUGAUCCAUAGCCAUUUAUUGCUACCAGAAGACACAAAAUAAAUACAUUUCAUUUUAAAACAUGGUCUUACAUUCCAGUUCUGAUGGUCUGAAAUGUGCAUUAUCUUAAAUCAUUUCACUUUUUGCAUUUUUGUUUUAUGGAUGCUGUUAAACGCUCUUACUGUUUUUGUACUGAGAAGCAGUAGGUAAAAUUUGGGCGGUGGGGGAGGCUUCACACUGUGUGUACAUGCUUGAAUGAUAAAUUGAGAUCCAUCUAUCAGACUUGGUUUGCUUCUGCAGCACAGUCACAUUUGGCAUCACAAGACAGUUUGCUAAUAUAUGAAGAAAGAUGGAGUGUAUAUAAUAAAGCAGUGAACCCAAGAUGAUUCAGAAAUUGUUAACAGCUAUCAUUUAGCCCUUCCAGUUCAAGUAAUAAUUGAAAGCUAGAAAUUGUAACCUGAGCAAAA